This is a messenger RNA of Cotesia glomerata, 840 nucleotides long. Its product is annotated as RNA pseudouridylate synthase domain-containing protein 1-like. Gene Ontology annotation, biological process: pseudouridine synthesis. The record is from RefSeq and is a predicted model, not a curated record. NCBI's taxonomy places the organism in Eukaryota, Metazoa, Arthropoda, Insecta, Hymenoptera, Braconidae. The transcript has 4 exons. Bases 1 to 840 code for a protein of 279 amino acids. Gene Ontology annotation, molecular function: RNA binding; pseudouridine synthase activity.
AUGUGGCUGUGGUUUAUAAAUAAAAUAAUUAUUAUUUUUAAUUUUAUUAAACAUUUAUUGUUUUUUAAUAAUAAAUUAACUAAGUCAAAUGUUUUAUAUCAUAGUAAUAAUUAUUUGAUAAUUAAUAAACCUUAUGAUAUGGUUGUUAAUAGUAAUGAUGUUACUGUCAAGAAAACUCUAGAAAAUGAAUUAAAAAAAAUUUUUCCAUCUUUAGCAAACCCUUCAUUAAAAAAUGGAUUUUAUUUUGUACAUCGUCUUGACUUUCCAACAAGUGGAGUAAUUUGUAUAGCAUUAAAUAAAAAUGCAGCACGUGCUGCAUCAACAGCAUUUGAAAAAAGACAAGUCAAAAAAUAUUACUUGGCAUUAGUUCAUGGGCAUAUUGAUGAAUCACAUUUGAUAAUAAAUAGACCGAUAGGUCAAGAUACCAGAGAGAUUUUUGGUAACAAAAAAAUGUGUACAAGCGAUGAUGAUCAUUGCAUAAAGCCUCGCGAUAGCUCUACGCUAUUACUGGUACUAGAAAAAGGAUUUUGUGAUGGAAAACCAGCUACUAAAAUUUUAUUACGGCCAAAUACAGGUCGGAGACAUCAAUUAAGAGUACAUUGUUGUUAUAUUGGUCAUACUAUUAUCGGCGAUUACACUUACAGCGAUCGCAAAGAUUUAAAACCUUAUAGGACAUUUUUACAUUCUUUUAGAUUAGCCUUGGACAGUGAACUUGAAAAAUUUGAUGUUCAAACAUCAGAUCCUUUUAACAGCAAUUAUUAUUUUAAUAAAUGGGUACCUAUUAAUUUUAUAUAUACUUUAGAUAGUAAUACUUUUGAUACUAUAGAUAAAUUAUUAUGA